Molecule: messenger RNA, 3317 nt
Organism: Engraulis encrasicolus (European anchovy)
Lineage: Eukaryota; Metazoa; Chordata; Actinopteri; Clupeiformes; Engraulidae
Gene: pip5kl1
Product: phosphatidylinositol-4-phosphate 5-kinase-like 1
Exons: 10
Coding region: 117-1532 (471 amino acids)
Biological process (GO): phosphatidylinositol phosphate biosynthetic process
Cellular component (GO): plasma membrane
Molecular function (GO): 1-phosphatidylinositol-4-phosphate 5-kinase activity
Source: RefSeq, a predicted model, not a curated record
GGCGGCACGCGCAUCUCUACAGAUUGCAAUGUCAACUGAGGGUGGAAAGAAUGCGCUGAUGCCCCGAACCACGCAACGGAUUGCCGGACUGGGGAACUGAGAGCAGCGGACACAAAAUGAGCCACACGGAGAUGGAGAUGUCGGGCUCAGGGCAGGCCACGCGGUCGCGUACGGUGAAGCGGCGGAGGUGGGGCGGCCUGCGGCAGCAGUGGAAGCUCCUGGGCCUCUUCGAGAUCGACCCGCAGCACGAGUUCUACGGCCUCACCUGCAUGAUGAAGGAGGGCCUGUCCGCAGCCAUCCAGAACACCAUCGACAACCCAGUGGCCGAGGAACUGUGUGACGAUGACUUUGGGAUGGAAGUCACUAUGAUUCAUAAGGAGUUCAGGAUGGACUCGUAUGCUGGGCCCGUUUUUGCCGGCUUGCGUCGCUCUUUGGGGAUGACGGAGAAGGAAUACCAGCACUCCCUCUCCUCCGAAGGACACUACCUGCAGUUCAUCAGCAACUCCAAGAGCAAAGCCGACUUCUUCCUAACAAAUGAUAAACGCUUCUUCCUGAAGACACAGAACAAAAGAGAGGUUCGGUUCCUGUUGUCCAACCUCAAAAUCUACAUGGAGCAUCUAGAGAAAUAUCCCCAUUCCCUCCUGGUUAAAUUUCUGGGUGUUCAUCGAAUCAAAAUUCCCCACCAACCAAAGAAAUAUUUCAUUGUCAUGCAGAGUGUCUUUUAUCCAGAUGAGAGAAUACAGGCCAGGUAUGAUAUUAAAGGGUGCCAAGUGAGCCGCUGGACAGACCCCGCCCCAGAAGGCAGCCAGGUCAUCGUAGUGCUGAAAGAUCUCAACUUCGAAGGACAAUUCAUCACACUAGAUCAGCAGCGUGGCUGGCUGCUGCGUCAGGUGGAGAUCGACACGUCGUUCCUGCGGACGCUGAACGUGUUGGACUACAGCCUCCUGCUGGCCCAGCAGCCUCUGCACCACGACGAACGCCACGGGAGCCUCUCAUUCGCCACCCUCAUCAUGCGCACCAAGAAAUCUAUGAUCACGACCUCCAGCCCGACCCACACGGGAGCAGCCCCCUCGGUGCCAGGCACCGUGCCAGAGGAGGACUCCGACAUCCUGGUGUCACAGACGGACUGCGUGACGCGUCAGUGCCAAGUCACCGAGACCCAUAUUGACGACAGCGGUGACCAUAGUGGUGGUGGUGAGGGGGCGGGCGAAGAGCUGGACAGCAGCACCCCAGGAGGAGGAGGAGGAGGGGCGGCAGCACGUGGAUCGGCUUCCGGCCCAACAGAACUCCAGGACUUCCAGGCCCAGAACCGCAGGCUUCUGCCCAACUUCAAGAACCCGCUGCACGUCAUCGACGGGCCGGAGCAGCGCUACUUCAUCGGCAUCAUCGACAUAUUCACGGUGUACGGCUUCAGGAAGCGGCUGGAGCACCUGUGGAAGAGACUGAGGUACCCCCGGCAGGCCUUCUCCACCGUCAGCCCCCCGGCGUACUGCACGCGCCUCUGCCAAUGGGUACAGGACCACACCACCUAGGAUAGGAGGGCUGGACCUGGUUGUUUCAGAGUGGUGCUUAGGGGUUUAGGCAUGGGUCUCUCGCGCUCAUUUAGUCAGACUGUUGACCAAAUGUUGAACUCAAACACGCUUACGGUAUGGAAAGAAACUGUUUAUAACAGGGAAGCAUUUUUUUUCUGCAGGCCUGCAAUCAUUUUGUGUUCAAAAUAUUGCAUUAUGCAGUGCAAUGCUAGUGCAGUUUUUUGUGUGUAUUACAUUUACUGCAGGAUUUCUUUGUAAGGGAGGUGUUUCAGUUUGACAUUGCAAGACUUGGCAUGGGUCUCACUCACUAUUGUUUAGUCUGACUUUUGGCCAAAGAAUGACUCAGACACUGAUGAAAACUGCUGUUUAUAACAAGAAAACAUUAUUUUCUGCUGUUCAAAAUAUUACAUCGACUGCAGUAAUUCAGUGCAGGAUUUCUUCAUACUGUAAGGAAGAUAUUGCAGAGUGUCACUGGAGGGGUCAUUUUGGGUCUUGCUUCCCAUUAGCCUAUUUAGUUUGCCAAAAGUUGAACUCCAACACACACUGUAUCUUCUAUGAGCAUUUUGUUUUUAAACAGUGAACAGAGAAGGCUGCCUACGCUCCUUGAAACCAAACUAUUUAUAUUGAAAGCUGAUGUUUUGAUGAGUCAUCGGAGUAACUGGGAGUACUUCAUCAGAGUAACUGGGAAUACUUCAUCACAGUAACUUCAUCAGAGUAACUGGGAAUAUAAACAGUCACACUUAGGGACAAGCAUGAAAUGACAUUACAGUACACUUAGCUGACGCUUUUUUAUCCAAAGCGAUAUACAGUUAUUUAGGUACAGGGUAUUGGUUACAGUCCCUGGAGCAAUGUGGGUUAGGUGCCUUGCUCAAGGGCACUUCAGCCAUGGAUGAAGGUGCUGGUAGGGGUGUGAUUUGAACCGACAACCCUCUGAUGAAAAGACCAUCGCUAAAGGCCAGAUGACAUGGCCAUUGCAGUAACACGGAGAUAGGCCUAGGGCCACGCUAGCUUGGCGGGUGGUGUGCAGUAGCCCUUAUUUUAAAAAAGCCCUGCAGUGUCCAAAACAUUGCAUUAACGGCAGUAAUACUGUAGCAUACGUAGUGUAAUACUGCAGAGAAACCUUCAGUUUUUGGCACUGAUGUACAAUGACAGAUUGCGUCAUUAGGGAGGUUACCGUAUUCAGAGUGGAACUGUGGUGGGUGGGAAUGGAUCGUGUGUGCCACUGGCCAAAACUUUAACUCACACACAUUAUCUUCUAUUAACCAUCUUUUACAUGGUGAUGACCCAUCCAAGAUAUAAUGACAUGCAGGGAUAAGCAAAAGAUGUUACGUUUUGAUAUUGACAUUUUGUUUCAUUUUUUCAUUUUUAGCAAUUAUAAUGUAAUGUCUUGCUCCAUUUGACAAAAUGGCUGUAACCAUGUGCCUAGUGAAUACACCUCCUGUGCACCCAUUAAGACCUUGCAUGAAUGUUUCUCCAGGAUAUGCAAACGAAUAUAAUUUCCAAUUUUAUAAGCAAUAUAUGCAUCAGACCUCAAAGAAGCACUGUUUCAGCGAGCACCGGAGGACUGUCACUGGGAUCCAGUGGGAUCCAGCCACACUCUCCGGUGCUUGCCCUGACCCAAGACUACUAUGCCAAGGAGAUCAUAGACAUGGGCAUCACAUCAUAUACCGUAUAUGGGUCCUUUCCUGAAGAUCCAGUUGUUUUUUUCUAUGUUUGCCAUGCUUCUGUUGUCCACAGCAAAGAAGUACAUUUACAUUGUUUCAUUUUUGAAAACAUAUUAUAUAC